AUGCAAUUGGAGCGAACGCAUAUUCGAACCUGGGCAGAUCUUGCUAAUGCUUUUCUAAAGCAUUACAAAUAUAACCUGGACAUGGCGCCUACCCCCAUGCAACUCCAGAACCUGUCCCAGAAGAAAGAAGAGUCCUUCAAGGAGUAUGCUCAGAGAUGGAGGGAGUUGGCAUCCCGUGUGCAACCACCACUGUUAGAGAAAGAAUUAGUAGACACAUUCAUAAGAAUUUUGCAAGGGCUGUAUUAUGAGAAGAUGGUUAGAAGUAUCUCUUCGGGGUUCUCAGAACUAGUAACUAUCGGAAAAAGAAUCGAGACUAGAAUAAAAAGUGGGAAGAUAUCAAGGGGACCAUCAAAUUCUCCCUACAAUUCAAGAAGGCCUGCUUCAAACGUCCCCCCAAAAAAAGAGGGAGAAAUUAAUGUUGUAGCGUUACAAUCCAGGGUGCAACAACCAUUGGUGAUCCCACAAGGGCAGCAACAAGGCAGAAGGCCGCGAAGAAAUUUUGAUCCACUAUGGAUGCCACCUAGUGAGUUAUUACAACAGCUAGUUAAGCAUCCUUAG
Molecule: messenger RNA, 558 nt
Organism: Vicia faba (fava bean)
Lineage: Eukaryota; Viridiplantae; Streptophyta; Magnoliopsida; Fabales; Fabaceae
Source: the annotation of a GenBank genome assembly